AUGCAGAUGUCCAGUGUUCCCAGGAGUCCGCACGUCUGGGGCCAGUUUCCUCCGGGAGUCAGAGGUCUUCAGGAGCUGCGGUCUCUCUGCCAGGUGCACUUUGCAGGAGGCCAGGCAGGGCUGGCUCCCAUGUCCAGAGGUCAGGGCCUUCCUGGUGGCUUGGGGGCUCCUUCAAGGAGCAGCAGCGUCACCCCCCGGGGCUGCGGGCCUGCCCCAGGGCCUGAGUGCGGCCAGGAGCCUCCUGGAGCGGGUGGGGUGGGGGCCCUGCUGCCUGCGUCUGUUUCUGUGAACUUGAGCUGCCCCGAGCCCUUCUCGCAGACGCCGGGCACUGACCUGCACGCUCACCCUGUUUUCACCCCAAAAAAGAGCUCCCGGCCACGUGACAGCAGCCUGGAUGACAUGGGAUCCCCAAAGCGGAUCCUGUCUCAAGUCAGCACCUCCCUCACGCUGCUAGAGCUGUGGAGGCCAAGGUCUUGGCCUGUUCGUGAACGAAGUGCACAGAGCAAGGCUCUGCCCCUCCUGCACAGCUGCCCUGGCCCCGGGCUCAUCGUGUCCCACACGCACUGCCCGGCUGUGGCUGAGGCCAGCUCAGGCCUGUCCACGCUGAAGGGUGGCCACUCUGCACUCCCAGCCCAGGGGCCCCAGUGCCUGUCGCUCUGUCUGCUGGAGGUUCAGAGACCAUGGGACGGAGGCCCCCCAGGGGCCUCCCGCCCGUCUUCCCGCGUGGGUCGUGCCUUCUCCGGCUCCACACGCCCCCCGGAAACCAGGGUCCCGGAGUUCCGCCCUCAGCGUCCCCUCUCCUCACUGCGGUCUCCCCGUGCUUCGCGGGCGCCAGGCAGGGACAGAACGCGCCUGAGGGGCCGAUUCUGCUCGGAGGCCCCAGGCAUCACACUGGCUUCCUCCCUGCCAGGGGUCGAGCUGUGCGCUGUGGCUCCCUCGGUCCUCCGGCGGCCCGGGGGUGCUGGUGCCCCCGCUAGCCGAGGAGAACCCGGGGCUCGGACACGCCAUGCGCCCAGGUCACCCCACGAGUGGCGCCGCUCUUGUCGGUCCAGCGAAACUGGAGCGUCGGACCGUAAAGCCUUUGCUGGUCCUGAGGAAACAGAAAGUCUGGAGGGACCCGGGAGGGAGCUGGCGCGUCUACGGGCCCCUCGGUCCUCAGGGGCCACAACCUCCUCGUUCCCUCAUCGGCACCUCCUCCAGCACGGCUCGCCGCCCGGCAGCGGGCUCAGCCACCUCCCUCGGCGCCCGCGGGCGGGACUGCCGGGGACGUCGGAGGGCGCCAAGUCGAGGCGGCUACAGGCCGCCGCCCCGGAGUCAGCCUCCCGGCCUGCCUCGCGCGCCGCCCUGGACUCCGCCUCCCGGUCUGCCCCGCGCGCCGUCCUGGACUCCGCCUCCCGGCCUGCCCCGCGCACUGCACUGCCUUGUGGGAGCCGUAGUUCGGGCGCGCGAUUCACAGCGCCGCGUGCGCCCCGGGCGCGCCGUAGCCACGGGGCCCCGGCCGGGCGCUACGCUACGGAGGCGGCGCAGGGCGCGGCGCGGGCCGGGCUGGGUCGGUGCGCUUGCCGGCUCCGCCACUCAGAGCGAGAAGCUGUCGGGGCCGCGCGCCGACGGCAGAGGGCCCGCCCGCCCUCCGAGAACAAGUUGUGGGCCGGCCGGCGCGGGCGAGCGAGCCGGGCCUCGGGGACUGAGGAGGCGCCGCGGGUUUGCGGAGGUGAGUCCCGUCGCCCGGGCCAGGCCGGGGGCGCGGCCUGGACCCCCGGGAAGCCGUGGCCAACGGGCGGCGCCUCCUGGGCACUGGCCGGUCCUGGUCGGGCUGGGGACGCUGCUGGAGAGGGGAGCCGCCAGGACCUCGGGCGCCGGGCAGCGGGAGACCAGCCCAGGGUCUGCAGACGCGGGAGGCGGCCUCAGCCCCUCCUGCCCUUGAGCGCCCUUAUCUCCGGAGUUUGUGACCAGACUGCAGACAACAGGACCCCAUCUAAGCCCCUGUGGGAGGACCCCCCGCCCCCAGAGCUGGGCUCCAGGGGAGAUGGGGUUCCCAGGCAGGGUCACCCCCCCCCCAGCACUCCCCCCCCGACCAAGAGUGCCCAGAAGGCCUGUGGCGUCCCUUUGGUGUCCUCGGCUCCCCGUGCCCAGCACUGCCCCGGCCGCACCAAGGCAGGUGAGGGGCCUCUAGGGGCGUGGGGCCAGAACGGCACCUGCAGCCUCCUGGGGAAGAGGACCGGCCAGCCCGUCUCCGCCUUCCUGGAUGAGGGGAAGGAGGGUAUGGGUGGAGUUUGGACUUGGACACCUGCCCAGGCACACCUGUCACUCUGGGUCACCCUGCGGAUGGCUGUGCUGGUGCUGCCAGGACGGUGCAGGGAGCUGGGGGCCACGGGGGAGCAGCGGGGACCUCCUGACGCCCCCAGGACACGCCGUCCCUCCAGUGAGGACUUGUCCGGGGCUCUGGCCUCCCUGCCUGUCCUGGCGGCACCAUCUCCCUCCAGCAGCGGCCCCGCUCCUGCUGUCUGCUUCCCCCUCCCUGGUGGCCGGACUGCGGGCCAGGGCUAG
Messenger RNA from Cervus elaphus (red deer), 2547 nucleotides. Its product is annotated as collagen alpha-1(I) chain-like. The transcript has 10 exons. The record is from RefSeq and is a predicted model, not a curated record. Bases 1 to 2547 code for a protein of 848 amino acids. Lineage: Eukaryota; Metazoa; Chordata; Mammalia; Artiodactyla; Cervidae.